CGACGCUGGGGCAAUUGUGCGCUGCUCCUUGAGACUCCCGAUCACGGCCGGUUGUGAGACAGCCCGGGAUCGAACCAUAGUCUGUAGUGAAACUUCUAGCACUGAGUUGCAGUGCCUUAAACCUCUGCGCCACUCGAAAGCCUUCAAAACCGACCGAACACACACGCUUUGGAAUCGGACGAGUUGUGUGAAUGUAGAGUGGCAUUGCGAGAUAUAUGUCCCUUUGACAGAUACAUUGCAGUGUCAUCCACCCUCUUUAUCCUCCCUCCAAAGUGAUCCGUUUCUCCUCAGGGGCAAUGACUGCCUCCAUUAAUGAUUCACAGGCUCAAAUAAAAGCGAUUUAAGUUGACGUUGUGUCACGUGAGCAGGGCGCAUAAUACAGUGUUAUGGCACGAAGAAAAAACCGGAGCCCCGGUCUGGCCAUACAACGAUUGCGCGCGUCACCCCACUUUCCGUGAGUGGAGUCGGGGCUUUCUAGACAUUUGCCAACGAGAUGAAGCAAGAGGGAGAGAGGAAAGAAAGAUGUUCUUGGUUUUUGUGGACGGUAUUAUAGUGCUGUCACGGACGGAUAUGUUUUUCCUCGCGGACAGAGUCAGAGCUCGUGCUUCGGGAGGAUGGAUUUUAUUUUGAGAAUUCUGCCUAAAUAAAUCCCAUCCAUCCUACAGUCUUCACGAGAUCCUGCCCUGCCAUCGAAGACAAGAGAAGCAGUGCUCUGGACGUGUUUACUGCCUAGAGAUGCAAGAGGACAUAAAUAUUUUUGCCUUGGCCGCAAACGUCACCAUUCACAUGCAGAGGGAUUCCCCAUGCUCUCGGUUUCUUUCUCCCCCUGUUUCUCUAGUCUCUGUUUUCCCUUCUGGAGGUGUAACUCCUUUCCAUUUUUCUCACCAAGAGCCUGAUGGGGGGUCUUUCCCUUGGUUCAUCCCAACCAAGGCUUUGAUCUGCGGUGUCCCCAGUUCAUUAACGCAUCGUUUAUUUAUUUUUAUACCAUUCAGGAAACAUACCUAUUCCAUCCUAGGAACUUUGAAAUUGGUGGAAUAUUGCAACGAAAAUAACCAAAACUCCCAGCACCAUUCGUAAACAAAAGGCUUGAUAGACUACAUAAAAUGCUAAAAUGUUGGUAAAUGAGUAAUGACGAUUUUUAUCCCUCUCAUAGUAAUGGUAAUGUGCUGUUGUCAUCUGCUGUGCUGCGUAAAUCUGUGUACUUAUGUUAUUCGAUUCUGUGUGGAAUAAAUAACAACAAAUGCCAUAAAACACUUAGGGGAUGGGUGUUCGUGGUUUUUCCCCAUACUACUUCAUCACGUGGGGGAGGAGAGCCACACGAUUUGAAGUAGCUUUCUGUGUUCAAGGCGCUAGUUCAUUUGCAUAAUUGUUCUUGUCUAUGGUGACGCUAUGUUUCGGGGGAGUUCACUGGUCUGGUGAUGUCUGCAUGGUACUUGUGCACGUACUUGUACACAUAGUCCAGCAUAGCCUAGGUUUAAUAUUGGUAUGAUGCAUGGGCACUGCUCUAGCAUGUGAUAAGUUCAACCGUGAGGGCAGAUAGCGCUUAUCUGGGCGACCCAAGUGCUCGCGCCUGCUUUCGUAAUCUCGGUUUACCCAUCGACGUCGAACAGAAAAAAAAGGAGUUCGUUUCUUCUACACACAGAGCCACUCGCCUCUUCCCUUUUCUGUUGUGGCCGAUGAGUCCUGUAUGAGCUAGGUGCAGGCUGGUCCUGCUGAUUCUACCCCAGCUAAACUUUUUCUCUGGACUACUGUUCUGAUCGAUUUUGUCGUUGAAUGAGAAAUAUUGCGUUGUGCUCUGCAUUCGUCGUCAGAGGAAAAGGUUCACCCGAGGAGGCCAUUGGCGGAGAGGCGUCACGUGACCAARGGUGCCAAUGUUAUUCUACAAGGGUGUCAAGACCCUGUCAGUUUCUGAAAUAAAUAUUGGGAAACGGCGAGAUGCAAAAGGCAACCUACUACGACAGCUCCGCAAUUUACAGUGGCUACCCGUAUCAAAGCGCAAAUGGCUUCAGUUAUGACGCCAAUCAGGUCCAAUAUCCCCGGGCCUCUCAUGUGGAAAGUGAGUACCAUCGACCCGCCUGCUCCCUGCAGUCCCCAGACGGCUCGGUCGCACUGCAGAAGCCGGGGGAGAUAGCAGAGAGCUGUGAUAGGAGUACGGCCAUCCAGGCGACGCAGCCACCCGUCCUCACCGACAGCAAUCAACCACAGGUGUCGGUGUCUGUCCCGCCACCCCCUCUCCAGUCACAGUCCCCCGGUUCUCUCAACCAGAACAAGAGCAACGGCUCCAGUCAAGCCGACUCAAAUGGCCCCGUACACGGCUCGCCGACCUCCACCACCCGGAAACACAUCUUCCCAUGGAUGAAAGAGUCCCGUCAGAACCAGAAGCCUAAAACCAGUAGCUCCAGCUCAGUUGAGAGUUGCCAAGGAGACAAGAGCCCCCCGGGCGGGUCAGCCGCGUCGAAGAGAGCCCGGACGGCUUAUACCAGUGCACAGCUGGUGGAACUGGAGAAGGAGUUCCACUUCAACCGUUACCUCUGCAGACCCCGCAGGGUCGAGAUGGCCAACCUGCUCAACCUCACGGAGMGGCAGAUUAAGAUCUGGUUCCAGAACCGCAGGAUGAAGUACAAAAAGGAUCAGAARGGGUGYGGCAUGAUGCCCUCUCCCGGRGGACAGUCCCCUCGGAGCCCCCUCGGUCCAUCUCCCGGAGGCGGGGGUGGAGGAUACCUCAACUCUAUGCAUUCUCUGGUUAACAGUGUCCCCUAUGAGUCCCAGUCGCCAACGUCUUACAAUAAGCCCGCUCAUAAUGCAUACGGUAUGCCCACGUCAUAUCCCCCUCCCUUGAACAGCUCCCUAAACAACUGCCCGCCCUCUCAGAAGAGAUAUCCCGGGACUGGCGGCUCGCCCACGCCCGAGUAUGACGCGCAUCCUCUCCAAGGCAAUGGGGGCUAUGGGGCGCACUUGCAGCAGGGCAGCCCUGUGUAUGUUAGCGGAGGCUACAUCGAUUCGAUGCCCAACAACGGGUCCUCCAUUUUCGGCCUGACCCAUCUCUCGCACCCGCCGUCCACACACAUGGACUACAAUGGAGCAAUCACUAUGGGCAAUAGUCACCAUCACGGACUGUGUGAUCCGAACCCGACRUACACAGACCUUACGCCGCACUACUCUCAGGGAAGAAUUCAGGAAGCGCCCAAACUUACGCAUCUGUAGCCGGGAUGCACCCCGGAUCACUCCGCCCCAUUGUCCUAUACCUCCAGACCUACCAUCGCUUUGUUCCUUCUCUUCUUCAGUAGCUUCUUCCACCUUUUCUUUGUUUUACGUUUUGUUUUUUAUAUAGUUGAAUGUGUGAAGUAGGAUAGGAAAGUAAUCACUUUGCUUAAAAUAUUCUGUCUAUUUGCUAUGGUGUCAUUGUUCCACGCAGACAUAUUAUCUGAUAUGACAAGCGCGGGGGCACAAAUGCAUAGACCUAUUUAAUCUUUAACUUGUUUCUAAAAACAAAAAUCAAACAGGGUAUAUGAACAAAUAUUAUGGUAUUCUUUUUAAUGUGAUUUUUUGUUAUUUAUCCACAGUUGAAUAUAUGUUUUUAUGUUAUUGUUUUGCAUUUUGUUGCACUUGUGGAAGGAUCCUUAUAGGAAUCAUGUGCAGGGUUUUUUGAGACACACACACACACACAAAGGAAGGUCUGGAAGCUCCAGCCUAUGACCUACCCAAAUUGUGUUCUGUUGGACUUUCAACAUUUUAUUUAUUUUUGUUCUGACGUAAUAUGGAGUUCUUUAGUAUUAUUUAACCACCCCGUGCUCUUUGUAUGUGGGGAGAAGGUUAUUGGAAACAGACCUCGGCUCCAGUUCUACCCUUUACCUGACGGCAGACAGACGACGGACAGACCACAGACAGACACGACUCUCAGCAGCACAUAAUAUGUUGGUGUUAUUUUUCUUCGAGGAGGUCUUUUUUUUUCUCUACGAAUGUAAAUCACGCAAUCAUGCAAUAAGGUUGGAAGGAAGGACAGACAUUAGAAUUUUUUUUAUUGAAAAAAAAAAUAUUUGAGAUAUUACCAAGUUUCUGUUUCAAUGUCAUACAUUCCAUCCUGCUGCAGUUCGGAUAAAUAAAUGAUUUUCAAUAUAAAUGUAUCUUUCAACCUUAAUUUCGAGGGAAUUUGAACGUAGAACACAAUGGCACAAACUACAAUAAGGAAGGAAUAAUAAUAAUAAUAAUAAUAAUAGUAAUAAUAAACACCUUAAUAUCCCAUAAAAAGCCUAAUUUGUGAGGUAGAAAAAAAACUGGUAGGACUUUAGAGGCUAUGCUAUUUCAUAAAAACAAAUGUAUCCCCAUUAUCUCAUAAUCUGUAAUACCAUUAAUAAUCUAUAACAUCAUAUUUAAUUUGUAGUGACAAUAAAUCACGAAAACAUUUUAGGCCUCUUGUUUUGUCUCCUCUAGCGCGUGGGCAACUCAGAAGCUCUUGCGGUGGCCUUGUUCCGCUCCUCCUCCGCAUGGGCACAUCCAUAAUAACAAAAGUGUCACGAGGAUYUUCUGC
Messenger RNA from Salvelinus sp. IW2-2015, 4528 nucleotides. Lineage: Eukaryota; Metazoa; Chordata; Actinopteri; Salmoniformes; Salmonidae. The record is from RefSeq and is a predicted model, not a curated record.